This is a messenger RNA of Zerene cesonia (dogface butterfly), 871 nucleotides long. RefSeq lists its product as uncharacterized. The record is from RefSeq and is a predicted model, not a curated record. NCBI's taxonomy places the organism in Eukaryota, Metazoa, Arthropoda, Insecta, Lepidoptera, Pieridae. The transcript is spliced from 5 exons. Bases 193 to 765 code for a protein of 190 amino acids.
UACAUUAACAAUAUAAUUUCAGAACUAAUCAAUUAACACGUAGCGCUAAAUCCGCUUCGCUAAUUAAAACGAUUAAAUGUGUAAAUCAUCGGGCUUAAUGCAGCUGAAUUCCAAAGGCUAGUGAUAUCGUGUGAUAGGUAAUCUGUAGGGCCCAAUUCGGUAUAUUAGUUGACACAGUGUUAAGUGCUUUGUAUGCAAUUGAAUAAGGUACGAAUGUUGAGAAUCUCAUUGUUGCUAUUCCUUGUCAUUGUGACCCGCGCCUCUGUGAUUUUCGAGGACUGCGGGUCCGCUUACGACUUAGUGACUGUUAACAUAGAUGGAUGCGGGAGAAGUCUGCCCUGCUAUGUUACACUGGGGGAAAAUAUUCCAGUGAGUGUCCGCUUUUAUGCAGAUUUUGCUUCACUAGAACUAGAUCAGGAUGUGAUUAUCAAAUUGAAUUUUGUUAAUGCGAAAACGCCAGUAACUCCCGAACCUUGCGAUAUUUUACCAUGUCCGGUGCAGACAGACGCUAUAACCUCAUUCACCAGUGUCAUGACCGUGCCGACGAAUAUGGCUUUGAAUCAACGUGGCUAUCUCCAGUGGCGUGUCUAUAAUGAGAAAAACCUCGAAGUCUUGUGCUAUUCCGUAUUGGUACAAACUCAAAAUUAUGUACAAAAAAUGCUACGACGGAGCUCUCACUUGUCACACAAUAAUAAAAUGAAAAUCGAUAAACAUUUUGGAGGAAAUUUGGCAGCCCCUAAUGCAACCAUUGAGUUUUAUGCUUAAUUAGUGCUCUAUAUGGUUACUUUUUCUUCGGUUACUGGUUUCUUUUUGGGUGCCCCAAUUUUCAAAAAUACUUAUUUAGCUAUCAACUCUAUCUAAAUUAAAACAC